CAGGUGUUCCAAUCCCCUCCAUAUCAUGUGAUUCAGGUGUUCCAAUCCCCUCCGUAUCAUAUGAUUCAGGUGUUCCAAUCCCCUCCGUAUCAUGUGAUUCAGGUGUUCCAAUCCCCUCCGUAUCAUGUGAUUCAGGUGUUCCAAUCCCCUCUGUAUCAUGUGAUUCAGGUGUUCCAAUCCCCUCCAUAUCAUGUGAUUCAGGUGUUCCAAUCCCCUCCAUAUCAUGUGAUUCAGGUGUUCCAAUCCCCUCCAUAUCAUAGUCAAUAGCUAAAGACCUCCAAACUUGGUGUGUCCUUCAGAUGAGCCCAACAACAGUGCGUAGAGGGCUUCAUGGAAUGGGUUUCCAUGGC
Staurois parvus is the source of this 350-nucleotide messenger RNA. NCBI's taxonomy places the organism in Eukaryota, Metazoa, Chordata, Amphibia, Anura, Ranidae. The record is from the annotation of a GenBank genome assembly.